Molecule: messenger RNA, 925 nt
Organism: Moneuplotes crassus
Lineage: Eukaryota; Ciliophora; Spirotrichea; Euplotida; Euplotidae
Source: the annotation of a GenBank genome assembly
UUUUAUUAUAACAACUAUCUAACAAUGGAUCCUGAACAUGAAGAUCAGAACCACGAAGAGAUGGGGUAUGACCACGAAGAUGAAUUACAUGACUAUGAGCAAGAAGAUGAACCCCAAGGGGAAAAUAAUGGAGAGUACCAAAUCAAUUUCGAAGAAGUCAGUGAAAAUGAUGAUGUUGAGCUGUUAUAUGAGAAAUUAAGGGCAAGUAAGAAAGCAAGACAAAGAGCAGAUGAAGAUGCCAAGCUGCUUGAAAAUAGAAUCAAACUUCUAAAGCAAGAAGAGUCAAGAGCUAGGAAGAAGAUCAAUGAGACCAAGAAGAGAGCUAAGGAAAUAGUCACGACCAAAAAGAGAAAUGUAGACAAGCAGAUGCAGAAAUAAGGAGUUACUCCGCAGACGUCAACAAGAGGAGAACAAGCGUUCAGUCCAAAAUGAGAACAUGAGGCACGAAAUCAAGGACAGAAUAAAGAGAACCAAGGAGACAAUAGAGGAGAAGAGAAAAAGAGAGGCUGAAAGAUUAAGACAAGAGAAGAAGGAACAAGAAGAGCUAGUUGAAAUGCAAAAACAACAAGAUCAACUCAAGAAUACCUCUAUUAAACAGAUGAUCAGAAAUAGAGAGAAGGAAGCAGAAGAAAGACGUAGAAGAGAUUAUGCAGAGAAGCAAGCCAAAGCCAGGUCUAAUCUUGAUGAGAAGGUGUUGAGAGAGAAUCAACGUAGAAUGGAGCAUGAAAAAAUGGUAGCAAAGAUGGAACAAGAAGAAUUAGAGCUCAUUCAGAGAUUGCAAAAUACACAAUGCAUACAGAAAUCGGCUUAUGAGAACCUUGAGCAAGCUUUAGCUGGGGAAGAUAUUAAUAUGGAGCAUUUUGAAUCCCUUGAGAAUGCCACUAGCAAGAAGCCAAAAGGAAAAAAGAAGAGAGCUGUUGCAUAA